AAUUAGGAUUAGAAAUUGGAGAGUGGAGUUUUUUAUAAUAUGUCGAGUUGGACCUUUGUUGUCGUAGGAGAAAUCGACUCCAGUGAAAAGCAGCCAUAACCAGAUCUUGAAUAUCGGGUUUCGAUCGUUUCAAGCAGAGAGGAGCGAAAAGACAAGUUUAAUCAGGAAGAAGGAUAGAAAAGCAGUCAAUACAAGGAGAACCAAAAAAUGUCGGCACUCUUCAACUUCAAUUCGUUUCUUACUGUAGUGCUGUUAGGGAUUUGUACAUGCACUUACUUGAAGAUGCAAUUUCCUGCACUUCUUGAAGAGAAAACUGGGUUUCGAGGUUUCUUUUGGAAGGCGGCUAGAAUAGGUGAGCGUUUGAGCCCUUGGGUGGCUGUAGGAUGCUUCACAAUGGGUGUGUCAGUAAUCUUCUUCUGAGAAACCGACUUGUUAGUUUACUCAAAGUUAUGCUUAUUACCACGAAGACCAUGAGAAGUAAUAGAAGUCAAAGAAGAAGAAGAAGAAGGAUAUUAUGCUGAAAUCAAGGUAGUAGGAGUUGUAAACCAAUAGGAAGACGAGAGACGACAUAGAAUGCAAACUCUUGAAGAUGAACGCCCUCUCUUCACCCCAGUGGAGAAUUGUUAGAAUCAUCUUCUUUAAAGGUUUUCCCGUCGCCUCCUUCAGUAAUUUUCACAUUCUCUUGUUACAGAUACUCUAGGGUAUGGACCUUCCGAAAAUAACUGAGACGUGCAUAGGUGGUAAAUUAUGUAUGACUUGUAAAACUAGAAGCUGCGGUUCUGUGCUGGUCUUUUUAUAAUAUUACUAGUAUUCAUCAUACUAAUCCCCAUUUUUACUAGUAUUUAUCGUCUUUUUGAUUUAGUUA
Messenger RNA from Cornus florida, 865 nucleotides. RefSeq lists its product as uncharacterized. NCBI's taxonomy places the organism in Eukaryota, Viridiplantae, Streptophyta, Magnoliopsida, Cornales, Cornaceae. Gene Ontology annotation, biological process: intracellular transport; protein secretion. The record is from RefSeq and is a predicted model, not a curated record. Bases 208 to 420 code for a protein of 70 amino acids. The transcript is spliced from 6 exons.